CAGAAUGGCGACGUACAACAAUGCACACUGGUUGCUUUCGCACAUCCGGAACUCCUUCAUCUCCACCGACGAUACCGGUGUCAGUGAGACGGUGAUGGUGAUGGAGGACAUUCCGCUACAGCUUGCAAAACGAUUUCGAGAGACACAGGCACGAAAUGUGGAACCGAUUCCCAAACCGGAAACAACGACGGAAGGCGACGAAAGUGAUGGUUCCCCCGAUCGAUUACAGGACGAACGGUUCGGUGUAGAUUUUGAGUACUUCUACUCGUAUCCAGGGCUUGAUGACACGGACGAGGAAGAUGCGGAUACGUUGUCACAAUCGUACGACAUACAGAUGGAUCAGGACAGUGGUUUCCAUCGGCAGCGAUCGAAUACAGCCCAAAAGCUGGAAAAGCUCGAGCUCGCCCGUAUAAUGGCGUCACUGACGAAAAGCGUCAAACUGGACGAUAGUUCCGUUCAGCAGUCGGAGGAAGAUGAUGAGUACGAUCAGUUGUUCAUUCGUCGCUCGUCCUCGUCGGAGCACGAACCAUCUUCAUCAGCUAAACGGUUAAGCUCUACGCUAACGGAACAGAUGAGCGCACUACCAAACCUACCACAAAACCAGUUUCUCGAGUAUGCCAAGUACGACGGUACGGGCCAUAUCGAGGUGCCGGUGCGCACGUUCAAAGUAUUCGUUCACGCCCUCCCGGAGGAGCAGCGUGCCUUUCCGUUGCCUGUAUGCGUACUAGCCACUACGAAAAUACAGGAUUUUAUAGGGCUAAUUUGCUACAAAUGCACGAUCGCGAAUCCAACGGUGGAGCUGCGUUCCGUGCGCCAUUAUGGUCUCUUCAUGACGGAGGAAGACGGUGAGCUCGAUAUGGAUUUUCCUCCACUGGACAGUAACGAACCGUGUUCCAAGUUUCGUUUCACACAUCUCGUAUUGGCGGAAAGACAGAUCCCACCAAGUGUGAGCCUUCAGCCCGUACUGCCCAUAAGCUCCGUUGGCCAAUCGCUCCGUUUCAACACGUGGAGCACAGGGCUAACAACACCAACAUCGGCCACAGCUCCGACCUCAACCAGUGCAAUGAAACUGGUAAAACAACAAUCGGAAACCUAUAGCCUGUCUUCCUCAGCGCAACAGCGAACGCAGCAAACGAGCGACCCUAGCAGGAACACGUUGCCUCGCAUCAGCAACCAGCAAAAGGAAGAUCUUGACCGUAUCAAAGGACACACGUCAAAAAUAGAAGCACCACUGUACCGGACGUUCCAGGUAAACAUUCUCCACAAAUCACGCCUCAAAACGGAAGUUCAGCUAGGCAUAUCGGGCGAUCGGUUCGAAAUUGAUCCAAUACCACACAAUCCGAGCAAAUUCUGGACCCGCCAAAAGCCGGCCUGCCAUCCGAUGGAUUCGGUAGCCGCCUGUAGCAUAAUGGAGCGGAAGCAGUCGAAAGCAGUGCUACGGCUGGUGUACUGUGCCGGGAACGUUGUAAGCGGUGAUGCCGAAGGUCCGGUAGUUUUUAAACAUUACGAUAUCGAAACAACGCCCGACACGGCGGACCAGAUCGUCGAGAAGGUGAACAAUAUUCUCGAGGUGCGGUUAAGCCCGAUCCGGCGCGAAUAUAUACGACGGCGUGGAAAAUUUAAACCACCCUCCAGUGCGUAGUACCUGGAGAA
This is a messenger RNA of Anopheles maculipalpis, 1653 nucleotides long. RefSeq names its product stress-activated map kinase-interacting protein 1 (gene Sin1). Bases 5 to 1642 code for a protein of 545 amino acids. Gene Ontology annotation, molecular function: phosphatidylinositol-4,5-bisphosphate binding. Gene Ontology annotation, biological process: TORC2 signaling. Gene Ontology annotation, cellular component: plasma membrane; cytoplasm; TORC2 complex. NCBI's taxonomy places the organism in Eukaryota, Metazoa, Arthropoda, Insecta, Diptera, Culicidae. The transcript has a single exon. The record is from RefSeq and is a predicted model, not a curated record.